UGUCUGUGACCUUACUGGCAGCCAGAUUCAAGUUACACUGCCUCCCAUGCUGACAAACUCCAAAUGCCAUUUUGCACUUUUAGAAUUGAAAAGGAGCAUGUGUUAUUUUCCAGGCCCCUCCACCCACGAUGUACUUUUAGUACAGAACAGAUAACUAAAGUUGAGUCCUCCUGGAGUGUUACUGGGAAGGAGGUUUACUCCCAAUGCCGGAUGUCUUGUUUGCUUUUCAUGCUUAGAGGUCUUAAAUGUGUCUGUGUCCUUGGCCGUCAAUGACGUGGCUUAUGGUAUAAAGCGUUUUAACUUCCUUUAUCUAUGGGUGGUUUCAGACAGACUUAGCCAGUGUGUGGUGAUAUAAAUCUCUUGGCUUCAGUGCUAGCUGCUAAAGCUCACAUGUUCAGUAAGAGGACAGGCAGAACCACAAGUUCAUGUUGUACAAGGAAUCAUAGAGACAGAAUGGACACGUACCUUGGAGAUACCAUGACCUGCUUGCAGAAGGGAUACCAUGUGCUCUCAGCUGAAGUUUGUUCCAUGGGAAACAGCACCAGCCGGCUGUACAGUGCCCUAGCCAAGACACUCCGCAGCAACCCUGCUGUAUCCCAGCACCAGGAGUACCUGCAGCAGUCCGAUCAUGACCAGCUGGAUCCCAAGGAUCUUCUGGAGGAGUGCCAAGUGGCCCUGCAGGACAGGCCUCCCAGGCUCCAUAGAGAGUUUGUCGUCUUGAGUGAUGACUCUAGGAACCAAUCAUUCAGAGUUAUGCAGUGGAAUAUCCUGGCUCAAGCUCUCGGAGAAGGCAAAGAUAAUUUUAUUAAGUGUCCUAUGGAGGCCUUGAAGUGGGAGGAAAGGAAGUACCUGAUCUUGGAAGAAAUCUUGAGCUAUCGCCCUGAUGUAUUGUGUCUGCAGGAAGUAGAUCACUUUUUCGACACCUUCCAACCAAUCCUUAGCCGAUUAGGUUAUCAGUGCACUUUCUUGGCCAAGCCCUGGUCUCCUUGUCUAGACGUUGAACACAAUAAUGGGCCAGAUGGCUGUGCCUUGUUUUAUCUGCAGGACCGCUUCCAGCAAGUCAGCAGCGCCAAAAUUAGGCUUUCUGCCCGGACUCUAAAAACAAAUCAGGUGGCCAUUGCAGAGACUUUGAGAUGCAACGAUACUGGGAAGUUGCUAUGUUUUGCUGUCACCCAUCUGAAGGCUCGAUCUGGGUGGGAACGGUUCAGGUUGGCCCAAGGCUCUGACCUAUUGCGCAACCUGGAGUCAAUUACCCAAGGGUCCACAAUACCUUUGAUCAUCUGUGGAGAUUUUAAUGCAGAGCCUACUGAGGAAGUGUACAAGCGGUUUGCCUCCUCCGGCCUAAACCUCAACAGCGCCUACAAGGUUUUAAGCGAAGAUGGAGAAUCCGAGCCACCUUACACCACAUGGAAGAUCCGUCCCAGUGGCGAGUGUUGCAACACUCUAGAUUAUAUCUGGUACUCCCAUCAUGCUCUAAAAGUGAACUCUGCUCUAAGCCUGCUCACAGAAGAACAGAUUGGGCCUAACAGGCUUCCUUCAUUUAAUUACCCUUCAGAUCACCUGUCACUGGUCUGUGACUUCAGCUUCAACGAAGAACCCAACAGGCUCUUAUAAGAAAAAUGGGUGAAGUUCCACUAGGUUUUUUACUGUGACUGUGAUGUUUAAACUGAUGUGAGGUGAAUGUGUAUGAAAUGUAAAUUUAUGAUUUCA
This is a messenger RNA of Spea bombifrons (plains spadefoot toad), 1710 nucleotides long. It is a transcript of the gene NOCT, whose product is annotated as nocturnin. The record is from RefSeq and is a predicted model, not a curated record. Bases 391 to 1614 code for a protein of 407 amino acids. The transcript has 3 exons. NCBI's taxonomy places the organism in Eukaryota, Metazoa, Chordata, Amphibia, Anura, Pelobatidae. Gene Ontology annotation, biological process: circadian rhythm. Gene Ontology annotation, molecular function: poly(A)-specific ribonuclease activity.